This is a messenger RNA of Aphidius gifuensis, 3670 nucleotides long. RefSeq names its product serine protease inhibitor 88Ea-like. The transcript has 4 exons. Gene Ontology annotation, molecular function: serine-type endopeptidase inhibitor activity. The record is from RefSeq and is a predicted model, not a curated record. The coding region runs from base 353 to 1702 and encodes 449 amino acids. NCBI's taxonomy places the organism in Eukaryota, Metazoa, Arthropoda, Insecta, Hymenoptera, Braconidae.
GCCUUGAAUAUUCUUGAGAUUAAAAAAUUUAAAUAACUCGUUAUUUACGUGUGCAUGACGUAUGCAAUGCUUACUUGUGAAUACAAAUACACGCAAUUUAUUGAGAAGCAAACAAACACAUCGUAUUAACUCGGCCUCUGGCUAUUUCGCAUAUAAAGCUGACGAUUCACAUUUUCUCGUAACAGUCUGAGUUGAUCCGAGGUACUGCACGUGUCUCGAUGGAAUAAAAAUUACUAAAAUAAAUAAAACACUUGAUUAUUUUCAAAAAAUUAUAGUGAAUAGUUUUUUUUUUUAAAUAACAAGUGAUAUAAUUAUUUAAAUUAAAACUAAUUUACCAAAAAACAAAAACACAAUGAUAUCAUUCAAGAAUAUAAAGAUGCUGAGUGUGUUAUUAUUUAUCAGCAUUUUAUCAACAAUAAAUUGCCAGUGUUUAACAAGCAAUGAUAGUCCAACAACAGGAGAUGAAAAUUCAAAAGCUCUACUAACAAUGGCUGAAUUAAAUUUUGCUCUUGAUUCAUUAGACAAAGUAGCAUUAAUAGAAGCUAGAGAUAAUGUUUUUUACAGUCCUCAUAGUAUUCAUGAAGCACUUGUACUUGCAUACUUUGGUGCACGUGGUGAGACUGAAAAAAAUUUAAAAAAAGCUCUUAAAAUACCAGAAGAAUUAAGUAAAAUUGAUAUACAAAGAUCAUAUGCACUUGAUAAAUCAAUAAAACAAUUUGCCAAAUCACUUCAAAAUUCAUCAGAAACAAAUUAUGAAUUUACAACAGCAAAUCGUUUGUAUAUAAGUUCUGGAAAAAUGAUACGUGAAUGUAUGCUAGAUCUAUUUGGUUCACAAUUGGAAAAAGUGGAUUUUAAAUCAAAUCCAUCUGAAAUAACAAUGAUGAUUAAUGAAUGGGUCAGUAAUACAACCAAAGGAAAUAUUAAAGAUCUUAUUCCAUCAGAUGGUAUUGAUGAAGCAACUGAUCUUGUUCUUGUAAAUGCUGUAUACUUUAAAGGACUUUGGCAAAAUAAAUUUGAUUUAGCUGAUUCAAAACGUGAUAUAUUUUAUGGAUCUAAAAAUUCAAUUGUCACAUAUAUGACACAGAAAAAAACAUUUAAUUACAUGGUUGCUGAAGAUUUGGGAGCUUAUGUUAUUCAAAUGCCAUACAAAGGUGAAGAUAUAUCAAUGUUUGUAUUUCUUCCACCUUUUGCAAUGGCAAGAUCAUUAGGUGAUAAUUCAACAAGUUCAAUUGAACGUGAUGGAAUUAAAAAAUUAAUAACACGUAUGACAACAAAUGAAAAAGGUGUUAAAGAAUUACAAGAUAUAUUGACUGAUGGUAUGCCACAACGUGAAGUUGAAGUUACAUUUCCAAAAUUUACAAUUGAAAAAGAAUUACCAAUGGGUACACUUCUUGAUGCACUUGGUGCUGGUGAUUUAAUGAAAGCAAAUGUAGCUGAUUUACGUGGUUUUGUUGAUGAUAAAGAAGGCUUACAUCUUGGUGAUGCUGUGCAUAAAGCUAAAAUUGAAAUUAAUGAAGAAGGUACAACAGCAGCAGCAGCAACAGCAUUAUUUAGUUUUCGUUCAAGUAGACCAGCUGAACCAGCAGUAUUUAAUGCAAAUCAUCCAUUUGUUUAUAUUAUUUAUGAUAAAAAUAGUCAAUCAAUAUUAUUUACUGGUAUUUAUAGAACACCAGUUAUACCUGUUGACACAAAUACUUCAUAAAAUAUUUAAUAUUGUUAUUUUAAAUUUUUUUAUACCACCAACGAGUCAGAAUAAUUUUUUUAAAUUUAAAUAUUAUACAUACAAAUUAUACAAUUAUUUUUAGUGACUAUAAUUAUUAUUAUUAUUUAGAUUUUACUAUUUUAAUUUGUAUUUAGGAAUUUAAAAAAAAAAUAAAAAUUACAUUUUUAAAUUUAAUUAAAUUAUGCUUUUUAUGUUUUUUUUUGAUUUAGUUGAUAAUGUUUAAUUUUUUUUUAUUUACAAACAUUAUUAUAGGUAUUAAUUUGAAAAUUAAUUAUUGAAAAAAAAUAAUAAUUGAAUAUUUUUAUCUUAAACAAUAGUAAUAUAAUAUUAUAUAAAAAAAGAUUUUAUAUGGUAAAAGAGAGAAUGAUCUAAUUAAUUACAGGCUUUAUUGGUAGUAAUGAUAAAUAAUUUUGAAGUUUUUUAUUUUUGUUGCAAUAAUUAUUGUAUUAAGUACAUAAUUUUUUAUCUCUUGAAUUUUAAUUGAUAAAUUGUUUAACAAUUUAAAAAAAAAUACAAGUAUGUAUUUAACAACAUCAAAUUUUUUUGCCAUUUCUCCAACGAUGGGGCAUUUUCGUAAAAAGAUGGAAAAAUUUGGAGAAAAAGUGGAGAAAGUUGGAAAUAGCCGGAGAAAAAUUUCCACCAGGGUGGAAUAAAAAAAUUUGGAAAACGGUAAAUUCGCAGUUUCAAAAUUCAAAUGCAGUGUCCGCAGGUACACAUUCGAAUGUCUAUAAACGUCGAAAAACAAUGGCCCAGGUGGUAGCCACGGAGUGCCACGGAACUGAAUUUACCAAAAAAAUUGUCCAAAAAUUUACAAUGCCAAUAUAAUACAUGUAUAUGCUGCAUUUGAUAAUUUUUAUAAUAAUAAUUUAUUGAUAAAUAAGCAUUGAAAGUGCGGUGAUUUUUAUUUAUUCGAAUACUGCAGUAUGCUGUAUCAUCAAUCAUGAUUAUUGGCAUUUUUAGCUGACUUAUAGGUAUAUAAUUGACAUACAUAUUUAUUUAGGUGUUAUAUUAUAUUGUAUUAGGAUUGCUUCUGUUUGUGUCUCCGACUCUCCGCCAUGCAAUUUAUAAGAACUGAAGGCCUGAAGGUCUCAUACAAACUUCGAGCCACUCCAAUUGAGGGUCUGGAUACAGUAACACAUUGAGCGCACUGUAUCCAGACCCUCAAUUUGAGUGGCUCAAAGUUUGUAUCAGAAUUAAACUUUUGACAGAUUUUCAUGAUAUUAUGGAUAUCUGUAAAACAGUUUUAAUAUGUCUCUUUACAAAUAAGUUUGAUCAUUAUAAAUUAUAAGAUUAUUAAUUUCUAAAUUAAUUAUUAAAAUUCUUAAAGAGCUUUAUUAAUCGAGCACAUUUAUCAAGUAACGAUCUCAAAAAUCUAAAUCCUUCACCGAUUGUUGGCUUUAUAUAAGAUACAAAAAUUUUUGUUUGUUUUUUUUUUUUCAUCAUAAUUUUAAUUUGUAUUUGCAUUUAUUAAAUGAUGAAAAUAAAAAUGACAACUGAAUUUAAAUGAAUCUUUCAAAGAUUAUCUUUGAGGAAUUUCUAGAUUAAUAUUCACAAGCUUGUUUGUUCAAAUACUAGAAAUAUCAAAAUGAUAAUAUUUAUAAAACUAUAUAUCUUGAUAUAUCAUGUGGGAUCAUAAAGAUCUUGAACUUUGUUAAUAAAAAUAUAUAUAGAAAUAAAAAUAAAUAAAAAAAUGAAAUAUAUAUUUGUAACUAUGGAAUUUAUCUGAGAAUAUUCUAGAUUUAAUUUGUCUCAUAAUUAUUUAAAAGAAAAUGGGAAGACUGGAUUUCAUGUUGUUUAUUUUCACUUUUAUAAACAUGUUGAUCCGAUGUUUGUUUCAUUUUUUUAUAUAUGAUGAAGACUUAAAUCAACAAAAUUUCUAUAUUUUUCCAGUUUAUAAAUUUUGAUUUACACAUUGUGAUUAAUUUUAUAUCAAAAAAAUAAAAAAAA